AUGUUGGUUAUAUUUUGCAAUAUCCUGCAGGAGCGCAAACUUUCAUCCCUUGAGGAUAUUAAGGCAAGGCCAGCGUCUGCCAGAGGAUAUAUAACAGCAGGCAUAUACUGGUGCUCUGCUUGCUAUUCCUCACAGGGAUUAGAAGGACGGAGCUGCGAGUGGGGCGCCGGCCAGGAGCUGAGGCGGUUCGUGCGGGUGCGGGAGGACGCCGCCCUUGGGGACACGGUCCUCACCCUCAACGUGACGCAGCCGGAGCUUCUGACGAUGCAGCCUCUCGCCGCUGAAUCUGUCAGAAUGUUCCGCGUGGAGGCCGUGGAUUCCGGCGGAGGAGGAGGAGGUGGACGGCGCGGAGGGCGGGCCAUGGGGGCGGCCCGGGUGGUGGUGGCAGCUCCCCUUCAGCCCCUCCUGCAGGCGGCGUCGCCCGUCACCAAGCUGGCUCUCACCUGCGGCAACAACCAGGUAUCAGUGCAGGUCACCGUCUACGUGGAGGAUGUGAAUGACCACGCCCCCGCCUUUGCCGUCAAGAACAUCACGGUCACCGUGGAUGAACUCACGCCCGUGGGCCUGACCAUCCUACCCGAGAUCCGAGUGACGGACGGCGACAAGGCCAACACAGCCAACUCGGAGGUCACCCUCGAGCUGCGUGAGGGCGACCCCGAGGGACACUUCACCAUGGCGGACCGCAAGAGGGGCACCAUCACCCUGGCCAAGCCCCUGGACUACGACGCCGGGCCGGACACCUUCCUGCUGGGGGUGGUGGCGAAGCGAGAUCAAAGCACAGACCCCGCCCCUGCAAGCAACCAACCUACGUUUCCUCCUUCCCCUUAG
Penaeus monodon (black tiger shrimp) is the source of this 828-nucleotide messenger RNA. Its product is annotated as protocadherin-16-like. The transcript has 7 exons. Gene Ontology annotation, biological process: homophilic cell-cell adhesion. The record is from RefSeq and is a predicted model, not a curated record. NCBI's taxonomy places the organism in Eukaryota, Metazoa, Arthropoda, Malacostraca, Decapoda, Penaeidae. Gene Ontology annotation, molecular function: cadherin binding; calcium ion binding. The coding region runs from base 1 to 828 and encodes 275 amino acids. Gene Ontology annotation, cellular component: plasma membrane; catenin complex.